AUGACAAUGGCUUUCAAUAUCAAGAAUCCAGUAUUAGAAGAAGAAAACCUUUUUGCCCUUUUCUGUGUAGGAUGUCCUUGUUCUGUCUUCCUCACCAGUCCCAUUCCUGCUUCCCCUUUCAAAUCAAAACCCUUUAGCGGUAGAACUUCCAAAAAGCUUUGGGCUUGUAAUAAAGUUCAGGGUACUUCUAUAAAUGUUUUUAAAAAUAAACAUCAAAAACCAAAAUCUGGCAAAUUCAUACCUUUGGAGAUUAAAAAAAAGGAAACACUUGAUGUGGUCGAAGAACUUCGGACAGCACACAGAAGUAUUUGUUUUCCCAAACACUUGUUCAAAAGUGAACAUUUUAAGGAGCCCUCACAAGGAACUUUUUUCAAGGAGCCAGACAUUUUUAGCGUAAAGGAGAAGUUCAAGGACUCUAUGGAUCUAAUUGCGAAAGAGCAAGUUAAACUGGGUAAAAUAGUGACUAAUAUUGAAUCAGUGGGUAAAAAAAUGGAGAAAGAAAAGCAUCAGCACCAUGGGAAGUCCAGAUUGUUGGUCUCACCUUUUGCCACCCCCAUCAUCAACCUCGGCUUGCCCUUACAACCCAUGACCUCCUCUUCCCUGGGGCUUCUGAAAGAACAUGACAAAACAUUCUCUGAUUGGAGAGGAAUGGUGCCAACAAAGUCUCCCCGUUUGACUCCUCACCCCAGCUGGCCUAGUUUGUAUGGGUCAUCAUCAGUGUUUUGGAAGUACUGUCCUAAAACUUUAAUGAAGAAAGAGCAACAGCCUAUCAAACCAAAGCCGGGACCAAAGCCAGGACCCGGGGUAAAGUCUAUUCUAAGUAGAAGUGGUAAACAUGACAAUAAAGUUAAAAGAAUUGGACCACACAUAGAAAUCUUCCAAGUGUUCCGGGAAAGGACCAAAUUUGUAAAUACCAAAAAAGUAGUUAGAAUGAUCAUCAUCAUGCAGGCCUAUGUCAGAGGAUGGCUUGAACGCAAAAGAUUGCAGAGAAUAAUGAUCAAGGCUUUGUCUCAUGGACCAAAUUUGAGGGCAGUUAUAAACAUGUAUCACAGACAGAUCCAUCGUGUUAAGUAUCGACUUGGUCUUUGGAGGACAAGACAAAUUAUAAACUUCACAGAGCUAGAGGAAUGGAUGGACAGAAAAAAGUUCUAUGAAACAAUGUUUGCUAAGAGAGAAGAUUGGCAGGGAUUAGAAAGAAGUGAGCUCCUUAAGUUCUUCAACGACUGUGGUCAUUUCCCAACCCAGCAGCAAAUUGAUGAGGUUUGGGAUCUGGUCCAUAGAGAGGACCAUCAGAAAUAUUCUGAACUCAUCAAGAAGUUCAAUGCGAUUGAAAUGUUAUUUACGCUUUAUCCUCCUCAAGGUGCCCACGUGCGUAAUAAUAUACGACUUAAGUCAACUUGGCUGAGACCCAUAGUAAAUGGGGAAGAAGGAUAUAGAUAUAUAGUGAGUGGACAUCCAGUACUCAAGAGAGCUAACAUCCAGAUUGUUGGAAAGUUAGUAUCCAGAUCUAUAAGAGAAAGGAAAAUGAGACAUUUAUCGUGAGAAGUAGAAUAAUGUUUCAAUACAAUUUUACUUUCUUAAGAGUUGAACAGAUCUACCCAAAGAAAUGUGUUAACAUCAGCCAUGGAUUAAUUAUGUAUUA
Messenger RNA from Ailuropoda melanoleuca (giant panda), 1642 nucleotides. It is a transcript of the gene IQCM, whose product is annotated as IQ motif containing M. Gene Ontology annotation, molecular function: protein binding. NCBI's taxonomy places the organism in Eukaryota, Metazoa, Chordata, Mammalia, Carnivora, Ursidae. The transcript is spliced from 11 exons. The record is from RefSeq and is a predicted model, not a curated record.